AUGGGGAAGACUUUGAAUGCGGCACCGGUGUCCCGUAUUCACUUCCGUAAACAAGCGGUUCUCUUCCUCCUGUGAACACAUGGGCUUAAUAUUUACGGCUUAGUCGGGCAGUUACUCUCAAAACACUGUAAUAACUCUACAAAAAUAAUUAACGUUGUCCUUAAACACUCGACUGUUAAUGACUUUACCGGAUAAACAUGAAACCAGACCGUCUUUUCCUCCUCCGCUGGAUCUCUUAGCGUAAAGACAGCUGACGUUAGAUUAACAGCAGCGGUACUGUCUGACUGAGCGCAGUGAAACAUGGAGAUAGACUCUCGGGACUUUCUGAACUCUCCUCCCGUUAAGACGGUCAGGUUUGGAGGCAGCGUUGUGGAAACGUUAGCUAAACACAAACAGGGAGACUCGAGUGACUACGAACUGCUGAAACACCAGCUGGCUGAUCCCGAGAUAAAGGAUGCUCAGAUCAUCAACUGGCUACAGGAAUUUCGGAGUUCUGUGACACAGCUAACAAAAGAUCAUGAACAGCUCAUCUAUACUAUCUUGAGGCUUCCGUGGGUGGGCCGGAGCCAGGCUGUGGUGGAGGAGUACAUGGCCUUCCUCAGUAACCUGGUCUCAGCACAGACUGUCUACCUGUGUGCCUGCCUCAAGAUGGUGGUCUCCCACUUCACUCCCAAGAGAGUGACCAUCUGCGAAGGAGGGGUCGAUAUCUCCGAUUCAGAUGAUGAAGAUGAAAACCUCCCCAGAAACUUUAAUCAGUGUCACCAGGCGCUGCAGCUCAUCACCAGAUACGUUCCAUCCACGAGUCGCUUUCUGAUGCCCAUCCUGCAAGAGAACUUCCCCUUUGUACAGAAAUCCUCCAGAACCCUGGAAUGUUACGUCCACAACCUCCUGAGGGUCACCACGUACAUACCGUCAAUUCGACGAGACAUACUGGAGGUGAUCAUCGGAAGGAUGCUCAAACUGGAUGUGAGUGCAUCUCGGUCAGACAUUGAGGAGGCAGAGGAGAAUGCAGUGCGGAACCAGCGGGCAGAGGAGCGCAGUGAGGAAGGACUCUUUGACAUGGAUGAGGACAUGUCUGCAGAUCAGCCCUCCAGGCCGGCUGUGAUGGCCCACCCGGUGGCUGAUAGGCUGGACACUCUCAUGGCUGUACUGAUGGCUUACAUCAAGGACGUCUGCCAUGUCAACGGCUCUUUUCACGUGGAAAGAACUAAGGAUCUGUACAGAGAGUUGUUGAGUGUGUUUGACAAGCUCAUUCUGCCAACACAUGCCUCCUGCCAUGUCCAGUACACACUCUUCUACCUCUGCAGCUUCAGAGUGGCCUUGGCCGAGGCCCUCCUGGAUCACCUGUGGAAGAUCCUGCAGAGUCCCGCUCAGCCCGCUGUCCUCCGCCAGGCCGCCGCAGGGUACCUGGGGAGCUUCCUGGCCCGAGCCAAGUUCAUCCCCGUGCUCACUGUGAGGGCCUGUCUGGACCUGCUGCUCUCCUGGAUCCAUCGCUACAUCGACAGCCAAGACAGCAGCGGCAGACAAGCCUGCUGCGACAUCAGCCUGCACGGACCCUUCUACACCGCCUGCCAGGCCGUCUUCUACACACUCAUCUUCAGACACAGAGCCAUGCUGGAGGGCAACAUGAAGAAAGGUCUGGAGUACCUGCAGAGUCUGAACCUGGAGCGGGUGGUGAUGUGUCAGCUGAACCCCCUCAAAGUGUGCCUGCCUUCAGUCACCAGCAUGUUUGCUGCCAUCACCAGGACGUAUCAGGUGGUGUUCUGCUACACCAUCAUAGAGAGGAACAAUCGCCUCGUGCUGCCGGUUGUCCGCAGCUCUGCAGGAGGAGACAGUGUGAGCACCAACACCAACCCUCUGGACAGCUUCUUCCCCUUCGACCCCUACCUGCUCAAGAGGUCUGGUCAGCUGAUUGAGCCACUGUACCAGGUCUGGGAGGAACUAUCAGAUACAGAGCUGCUUCCCACCAAAACACGACAACAGGGCUCGAGGGAGGACGAGGAUGACUUCCUGUGCGGGGAGACGGCCCAGAUCGAGUGCAUCGUGGGAAUGACACCCAGCUCCUACGACUCCAACCUCCGCAGCCCGAGCAGCAUAGGUUCACCCCCCAUGGCCUUCCAAAGACCCUGAUGCUGCACAUUACAAGCAGUUUAUAAGUAUCCAAACACAAACUGAAGAACACGUGAAGCCAGUCACACUUGAAGAGAUGUGACUGAUCUCGAUUCAUACAAGAACGCUCAUCUGGGGAAUUAUAGGUCUACACAGUCUGAGUCAAACUUUUUACACUUUUUACUUUUAUGAUUUAUCACAGUUCAGGCCGUGUCGGCACAUGCAAAAUCUCCAAUGAAAGCAACAGCAUCACUGAGAGAGCCCCAAACUCCUGAUGAUCAGAGAGUGAGCAAAUACUGUGACGAGGUAUCUUAAGAUUGAAAUGAACUCUACAUGGAACUGUUUAGGGGCCCUCAGCAUUUUGUCUGCUUGUUCUGUAUGGGAGAAAAUUCAACUCAGAUUGAAUAGAGUUUGAGAAGCUGGAAUAUUGUGUGGGCAGUAAAAUAUUAUAUUGUAUAUAUUGUUGUAAGGCUGUUGUAUUUGUUUAUCUAUGAAACCGCUGCUGGGCUCAUCACAAAGCUCAACAGGAAACUGGAGACGGUGGACACACACACACACACACACACACACACACACACACACACACACACAGCCACUAAUGAUAGUAAUGCAAUAAAGCUCAUUAAACAAACUUCAAAA
This is a messenger RNA of Sebastes umbrosus (honeycomb rockfish), 2748 nucleotides long. It is a transcript of the gene rrn3, whose product is annotated as RRN3 homolog, RNA polymerase I transcription factor. Gene Ontology annotation, cellular component: nucleus. The transcript is spliced from 17 exons. Gene Ontology annotation, molecular function: RNA polymerase I core binding; RNA polymerase I general transcription initiation factor activity. Gene Ontology annotation, biological process: transcription initiation at RNA polymerase I promoter. Lineage: Eukaryota; Metazoa; Chordata; Actinopteri; Perciformes; Sebastidae. The coding region runs from base 301 to 2130 and encodes 609 amino acids. The record is from RefSeq and is a predicted model, not a curated record.